AUGUAUCGCUUUCAGUAUUUACCAGAUCCCGACCUUCCUGAAGACUUACAUCCCGGCGUGAUUCCUGCGGGCUUUUCAGCCUGUGUGCCAGUGGAUCAAGACAUGGUCUACUUUCACACCAGAGAAGGCGACACGGGUCCAGAGUACCAGGUGGUGUACACUCAACCAGAUCCAGCUGGAGGUGAUAUUCCAGCGCACUCAAUGGUCCUUGAAUGGACCAAUGAUGUCGAUGCUAUUUGGGUCGAGGCCCUGCAGCAGCUGGAGGACAAUGCAGGUCUUUCAGAGGAGAGAAGAUUGGACGACUAG
Molecule: messenger RNA, 306 nt
Organism: Cladocopium goreaui
Lineage: Eukaryota; Dinophyceae; Suessiales; Symbiodiniaceae
Source: the annotation of a GenBank genome assembly